Molecule: messenger RNA, 1230 nt
Organism: Theileria equi strain WA
Lineage: Eukaryota; Apicomplexa; Aconoidasida; Piroplasmida; Theileriidae
Exons: 6
Coding region: 303-1226 (307 amino acids)
Molecular function (GO): protein binding
Source: RefSeq, a predicted model, not a curated record
ACUACCAAAUCAUCAUCAAAUUUAGAAUAUAGUUCUAACAUAUUACAUAAUAACAUUAUAAAACCUAAUUUAUUGUUUAAAUUACCAAAACUGUUGCAGUAUAUACUUCGAAACCUUAAUAAAGCCGAUUUAAGAUUCAAUCGCACACACUCUGGAAUAAUAACUCGAAAAGAUCGAAAAUUAAUGCAACUUUUGGCACUUUAUGAAUAAUACAAUUAACACUAAGGGUAAAUUCGCAUAUUGUAUGUCUAAACUUUACUGAACCAAUAAGCAUCUCUGAUAAACCAACUAUAAGAGGCAAUAUGGAAGAUUAUGAUAAGGAUCUUAAUAAGGUUUUAGGGGCCCAAAUUGACCCAGAUAGCCAAAAAGAAGAAAUACACGACAAACUUGCGGGAAAUGAUGGACUAGAUGAAAACAAUAGCCAUGGUAAUGAUCUGUACGCUGUAGAAGAUGAACACGACCCAUGGUUGAAGUCAUUGGAAUCUAAUACACCCGUAUCUUCAAAGGAACCUUAUUCCUAUUCAAACAAGCCUAAGCCCGCAAAAACCGCUGAAACAGAUGUUUUUAAGGCAAUAGAUGAUAUGCCUACCAUAGAAAUUGUUAAACUAUUGAUAUCCAAGUUGGAUGAGGAUGAAACCCCAAUCUCCCUGUUAAAUUCUAGGAAGCGUAAAAGGGCCACUAAAACAGAAACCGACAAAAGUGGAAAGGAAGCUGCAGACAGCAUAGGUAUAUCUGAUCUGGCUCAUGCCCUUAUUAUGAGAUGGGAAAAUGUCUAUUACAUGUCUAGAGAAGAAAUCGUAGAAUCAUUCAUCGAUUACAGAUGUAAUAUUAGAGACAAAUCUCCUUUCCCAAGAAGCUACCAGUUUAAAUGGGUUCACGGUGACGAUACAAUCUAUGGCCCAUUUUCACAAUCAGAUAUACUAAAAUGGAUACUCCACAAUUAUGUUUCGGAUACAAACCCUAUAGUUAUCCGUGAAUUGGACAACGAAGAUGUACCUCUUUCAGAUGAAUGGAUUGAUUAUAAAGAUUCUACCCUAUAUAAAGAUGUGAAAAGUGCAAAAUCUAAAAAUAAGGAAGAAUCAGACUUUAACACUGAUGACGAUCCAGACGAUACGUUGUUUUCGACACACAAGUCAAAAAAACAGAGAUUGAUAAUAUCCGCAAAAGACAGAAGGACUAGAAAACAUGAAUCGGAUUCUGAAGACGAAAUUAAUCCAUACAACUAAAUUU